UGAAUCUCAAAAACCUUAACCAAAGCGUCAAAAUCCCCCUUAUAAUGCACUGCUUUACCGAAUUUAUGCCUAAGUUUGUCCCCACACAACCCCUAACAAAUUCGGAGUAAAUAAACUCAACACGCGCGGCAAAUUCAACAAACUUAACGCAAGCGACUUUGGCCGCCCCGCAUUACCCCGAGCAAAAGACGAAGCUCCGUUAACGAGACAGAGAUUUCGCAGCUUUGACGAGUUCGGCAAGUCAACAACAAUUCAAAUUCAACAAUCCACUGAUUUGGCUGCCUUCAGAUGGACAGUCAUAAACGAAGUGUAACGGCGUGUUGACGUUUUACCCAAAAGGCGCACCCGGCUGAACGUGUCUAACGUAUUCCCCGAAUCUCGUCGAGUCGCAUGUAGAUGGCCAAACUUGCGUCAACAACAACAAAUGCAAAUGAUAUAAAAAUAAGCCAACAAAUAUUGAAAACAAUAACUGUUUUUAUAAGUGGCAACAAGCGGCUGGGGUCAGUGUGUGGAAACCUGGAAACCAGCUCAAAUGCAGUUUGUGAAAUGUGUUUUAGUUAAGCCAAAUUCCACGCAGGAAUUCACGAAUACAAAAUGCGUUUAAGUGCAACAAUAACAACAACAACAACAGCAACAGCAACACGCAUUAAAACCAAAACGAAACAAACGCUUCAAGCUUCAACCGCAGCAACAACAACAACAACAACAGCAGCAGCAACAACAACGAGUCCUGCAACACGCCGAACUGAAUGUUUUAUUUGCAAUUUAAUACAAUUAUUUAUACUAACAACAACAAUCGUCUGCACCGCUAGCGCCAUGGGCAGUGGUUCGCUCCGGGCAGAGGCCCACUCUAUGGCCAACAUGGACGCGCUUCGUGGUCGCCAGCUGGAGGAGGGGCAGCUGCCAGCCGACUACGACUCCUCAAUGCUAGCUGCAGCUGCAGCUGCAGUUGCCAAAUUGCCAGCGGCAACAACAAUGACAUCCGCAGGAUUUCAAUUUACAACGGACACACCCACACACACACGCACACACACGCGCACACAGCAGCAGCACAUGCAGUUGGCCACAACGUUACGUGUUAGCCACGAUUCCAAUGAAAUCGAUAAUUCCUAUGCCGCUGCGGGAGCAGAAGCAGCUGCUGCCUUUAAUGCGGAUGCUGAUGCUGAUGCCGAUGACGUUCAGAAGUCGGCCAAUGAUUACGUCAUUGCCAUGGAGCAGGAGCGGGAGCAGGAGCGGGAGCAGAGCCAGGGGCACAAUAUAACGAACGAGAAAAAUGAGAGAAGAGCGCCAAAAGCAACGUCUGCCGCGCCGGCCGCCACAGCCAAUGGCAGACAACUAAUGAAUGCAAAAACACAAGAUUUAUUGUCCUUAUCGCAGCUUAGUUCGUAUCAAACAUCAACAUCGCGAACACCAGCAGCCGCCGCUGUGCAACGCGAGAAGAGCGCAUCAAGUCUGAAAAACUCCAUCGGCAUCGGUGGCGCCGCAGCUGGUGGCACAACAUUUCAACAAAUUGGCUCGCAGCGCGUCAAUGGAAAUGUGCCAGCGACCACAAUGGCCACCACCGAGGGCUCCAGCGGCCAACAGGUCGCUGGCAAUGGCUCCUUGGCAAUGCCAACCCCAACGACAGCGACCGGAGCGGAUAAGUCCCAUGUACGCACCUCGGCCAAGAAGGUGGAGAGCAAAUAUAUUCUGCCCAAGCAACAGAAAACCGAUGCACCCAUGCUCAACUAUAUCUUCGAUACCUUCUCAGCGGCUAACAAACAUCAUCAUCACGAUCAAAGAUAUGGCCCCCAUUUUGAGGACGUGCAGCGUGUCGGACAACCCACAAAUAUGACUGUACAGGCGGGCAGCAGCAUUCAUUUAAAUUGCAGAAUUUCAUUGCUCCAAGAUAAGACUGUCUCCUGGGUGCGGCGUAGUGCGCAAAAUGAGGAGAACGCAUUGGAUUUGCUAACUGUUGGCCUGCACGCCUACACAGGUGAUAAGCGCUAUAAAAUGGAAUUUCAAUAUCCCAACAACUGGCGACUGAAAAUUAUAAAUGUUAAAAAGGACGAUGAGGCGACAUACGAGUGCCAGAUCUCAACGCAUCCGCCCCGCGUUAUACAAAUUAACUUGCAUGUAAAUGCGCCAAAGGUGAUGAUUGUGGAUGAAUACGGGGACCCAUUGCAGGAGAAAUACUAUGAAAUUGAUUCCACGCUUCAGCUGUCCUGUGUGGUGCGAAAUGUGGCUAUGACUAGCUCCGUUGUUUUCUGGAAGCACAGCGAAAAUGUACUCAAUUACGAUGUAACACGAGGUGGUGUUAGUGUUAAAACCGAACUGAUGGAAGAUGGUGCGAAUUCCACUUUGUCCAUUGCGAAAAUUCACAAAGCUGAUUCCGGGAACUAUACCUGCUCCAUAAGCGAGUAUCAAAAUUUCACGAUAGUGGUGCACAUACUAAAUGGCGAAAGUUUUGCUGAGCUGCAUCAUGGUGGUGCAGGGGCCGCACAUGCCACUUGGCAAUAUAUAAUCGGACUAUAUUUCCUGCUGCUGCUUCGAUGGACCGCCAGUAGGAACGUGUUUAGAUACAGGUAAAGUUAACAAAUUGAACACCAAACGCCUAGUUUUAUAUAUUAUAUAUAAAUGAAAAAAUAUGAAAUAGGCAUAAAUUGUUCUCUUGGUAGUCUUCUUGUGUACAUUUUUGUUAAUUAAUUGUAAAGAUUUUGGAAUAGACACAUAGCGGGAAGUUAUUAGAAAUAACUAAAAACUAAGUUAAAAUUAAAACGAAAUAAGUUCAAAAAAAAAAAAGAAAACUAAACUGAAUUGUUGUUAUAAGCAAGUGUACUGUAAGUAAAUGCCUAUUUAAAUCAUAUAAUGUACUGUCUAUUCGUUUGAUAUUCGUUAGCAUCUAUUUGUACAUGUAAAAGCACACAUAAAGUUAAUAUUAAUAUAAGUCAAAUAUUUGCGUUUGGCGCAGACGAUGCCAACGAAUUUCUAUACAAACAAUGAAGGAAGAAGGAAGCCGCAUAUGAGAAUUAAAAGAACACACUUAAAUACAGGAAUGUAAGAUAACAUAUGAGCAAAAGAAUCUGUGCUGGGCUUUUAUAAAAAAAAGAAAACGUACAAUAUAAGUCCCAACACCGAGGUAUACACAUAGUACUAUUUCAAGAAUACCACAGCAUAAACAUGCGUAAUUGAACGCUUACAAUAUCUAGAGCAUAAGCAGAGAUAUGAUUAAUAAAUAUAAAACUACACAAUGAUCAGAAUAAGUUCCCCUUUACGAAAUGUGACACUAUUAUUUAUGCAUUGUUUUACUGUUUAAUCAGAUUCAGAUUUUUGAAAGCUUCAAGAAUCGUAACCAUUUCGUAUAAUUGUAUUAUAAGAAAUUCAUUUACAACUUUAACGUUACACUUUCAGUGCUUAUAGCAUUAUAGAUAAAAGUAUUAUCAAUGGGUUUGUAUUGUUUGGUAAUAAUCUUGAUCACCUCCUGCGCAGCACAUCCUCC
Messenger RNA from Drosophila montana, 3478 nucleotides. It is a transcript of the gene dpr20, whose product is annotated as defective proboscis extension response 20. Lineage: Eukaryota; Metazoa; Arthropoda; Insecta; Diptera; Drosophilidae. The coding region runs from base 595 to 2568 and encodes 657 amino acids. The record is from RefSeq and is a predicted model, not a curated record. Gene Ontology annotation, biological process: synapse organization. Gene Ontology annotation, cellular component: neuron projection membrane. The transcript is spliced from 8 exons.